CAAACAUCGACUUAAUUAAGAUGAGUAAAACUUUUUUCUUGCUUGCCUUGUUGCUCCUUGGAGUGGUGCUUUUCACCACUCCCACUUCGGCCGAUCAAAAACCACCCGGCGGUCACAAACCACCCGGCGGUCACAGACCGCCUGGUCACAAACCACCUUCCACGGAGGAGGAAUCUGCAGAAACCUUGGAUGUUAAGCCACCCACAUACAAGCCACCACCAACACACAAGCCACCUCCUCCGAAGCACAAGCCGCCAACUCCCUUUGAUGAAGCAUCUAAGGAAGUGGAGUCAAUCCCUGAACACGAGCCAAUCCACAAGCCUCCUCCUAAGGGCAAGGGUGAGAAGCCACCACCUGGCCACUACCCUCCUGUCGAGAAUGUUGAGGACUCACACGAGCCACCUGUCCAUAAAUCCCCUCCAAAGAAGCCACCACCCUCCUGUGGAGAAUAUUGAGGACUCACACAAGCCACCUGUCCAUAAAUCCCCUCCAAAGAAGCCACCACACAAGCCUCCAACUUCCAACUGAUGACAUGAAAACCAAGCUAUCUACCUAGGUUAAUAAAUGUAUCAUGUAGUAAGAAAUUAAUAAGAGCUCUUAAUGAUCCAUCCUUUUUAUGAACUAGGCGUUAUUGUCCUCAACCUAUGUAUGCAUGUAUCUUCUGUUGGUUCAUCUACGUAAGUUACUGGAUGUAACGUUUGUAUCAAUUGGCUUUCAGCCAUGUAAAAUGGGCAUGCGUUUGGCUCUAUUUGUGUAAAAUUUCCUGUUAGUACUGCUUGCUGAACUAGUAUUUGCUUUUGGAUGUAAACAAACAUUAUAUCAGAUUAUCUUCGCUUUCAUA
Mangifera indica (mango) is the source of this 841-nucleotide messenger RNA. RefSeq names its product proline-rich 33 kDa extensin-related protein-like. The transcript has 2 exons. Bases 21 to 455 code for a protein of 144 amino acids. The record is from RefSeq and is a predicted model, not a curated record. NCBI's taxonomy places the organism in Eukaryota, Viridiplantae, Streptophyta, Magnoliopsida, Sapindales, Anacardiaceae.